This is a messenger RNA of Capronia epimyces CBS 606.96, 927 nucleotides long. RefSeq lists its product as uncharacterized. The transcript is spliced from 2 exons. NCBI's taxonomy places the organism in Eukaryota, Fungi, Ascomycota, Eurotiomycetes, Chaetothyriales, Herpotrichiellaceae. The coding region runs from base 1 to 927 and encodes 308 amino acids. The record is from RefSeq and is a predicted model, not a curated record.
AUGGAGGCCUACGACAGGUUGGCGGCUUGUAUGAGCAACUACGACGACCUUGCAAUCUUUCGACGGUUCAAGGUCUUGCAUUGCAGAAACCUUCUGUUGAUGGAAGCAGAGCUGAUUCAUAAACACGAUGCCUUGGUGACUGCCAUCGCAAGGGACCGUCUUUCCGACGAUCCCAAGCGAAAGCAGUUGUCGUUCAACUUCAGAGAUCUCCUUGCAUCUCCAGAUACAUACGACGAUGGAAGCCCGAGCCAAAAGCAGGUCAUGAAAGAGAUACGUCCACUUUUGAAAGACUAUGGCACGUCUUCCCAUUCUGUCAUUGAUUUCUUUUGGGUCGCAGUUUGCAGCGAGUUCCUCAUCCUGUACCAGAGGCUUUGUGAGCUUCCUCCUGUGAACAAAUCCAACCUUUCCAGGCUCUGGCGCUUGUGCUCAAAGGGUCCUGAAUAUCGUCCUUUCUUCGAAGGGGGAGAAUAUUUCACCUGGCACAAGGGAAAAGCGUAUGACUUGACAUCUUUAUCCGGCAGGACAAGGAACAGAGACAUGCUCUCAAGACUGCUUGACAAAUUUAUCACGACUGUCUAUCACUGGGCGGUUGGACAUCGGAUACACGAACAAAUCUCAGUCGAUGCGAGCUGGAAGCUCGAAGACCCGGUCGAUAUGACCCACUACCCGGACCACUACAGUCCGGCUGUGGUCGAUGGCCUGACCAUGAUUCUGGCGCCAAUUCUACCGGCAACGUCGAUCUUUGCUCUGUACUUCAUCAAAGAUCCUCUGGUUCGCAUGGGCAUGAUUGUUUUGCUGAGUUUCCUGUUCAGCGCUACCCUGGCUCUGGUGGGAGUGCCACGCAGGCUCGACGCCUUCGCGGCCACGGCUGCCUUUGGUGCCAUAAUGGUGGUCUUUGUUAGCAACAAUACUGACUGUGGAUGCUGA